Octopus sinensis (East Asian common octopus) is the source of this 940-nucleotide messenger RNA. RefSeq names its product protein BCCIP homolog. Gene Ontology annotation, cellular component: nucleus. Bases 37 to 630 code for a protein of 197 amino acids. The transcript has 7 exons. NCBI's taxonomy places the organism in Eukaryota, Metazoa, Mollusca, Cephalopoda, Octopoda, Octopodidae. The record is from RefSeq and is a predicted model, not a curated record.
CUCGCAUUUUUCCUUCCUUUUUACGCCGAACCCAGCAUGGCGACACCAUCGAAAAAACGUGAUGUUGAAGAAAUGGAUGUUCAGUCAGAUGAAGAUGAGGACGACUUGGAUGAUUAUUCAUCAAGUGAAGAAGAAGACGAAGACGGAAUCGCGGAUGAGGAUGUCCAAGUAGAUUUUGAAGCAGUGCCACCUACCGAUGCCGAUGCUAAUGGUAUCCGUACUCUACUCUCACAGCUGUUCCUGAAAGCAAAUAUCAACCUUGGUCAGUUGGCCGAUACCAUCAUAUCACAGAAUUACGUUGGAUGUGUCCUCAAGCAAUGUGAAGUUGAAGAAGAUGAAAGUGAUGACGGCAUUGAUGAGGAUCCAAUUUUUGGUGUGACGACGGUUAUUAAUCUCACAGAUAAAAAGAAUCUGGAAUCUGUGAAACAGUUGAAAGCUAUGCUCCUGAUGCAGUGCGAGAAGUGGGCCGCAGACAAACUGCCUGUAUUUAAUCAAAUUUUAUUGGACACAUGCGAGAAGCAAAUUGGAUUCCUAAUUAGUGAAAGAUUCAUUAACAUGCCCUCUUCUGUGGCAGUACCACUGUAUGAAUCAUUAAGCAAAGAUCUGCAGAGUGAAAAGGUCAACAGAUGAAUUACAAAUUUGACCAGUUCAUUUUAAUAAGCAAAACUUGUCGUCCACGAAUUGAAGGUUCCAAGGAGAGACCAAUUGAUGAGAAUGAAAUAACUUACCUUAAUCUUGAAGAACAGUUUUAUUAGAGAAUGCUAGCCAUUACUUCACAUAUUCUGUGGCCAAAGAACGAGAUACGCUUGUGGAUGGAAAGUGGAUUGAAGAAGAUUACGAGUCUUUGAGAACAGUUCUUCUGUUUGAUGCCAAGAAGACUACACAGAUCAUUGAGGACAUGAAAGAGUUCCUAGGGAAAUAAAUGUUUUUUAAAAAAAUA